Molecule: messenger RNA, 2883 nt
Organism: Malassezia globosa CBS 7966
Lineage: Eukaryota; Fungi; Basidiomycota; Malasseziomycetes; Malasseziales; Malasseziaceae
Exons: 1
Coding region: 1-2883 (960 amino acids)
Biological process (GO): mitotic spindle assembly checkpoint signaling; endoplasmic reticulum to Golgi vesicle-mediated transport
Cellular component (GO): RZZ complex
Source: RefSeq, a predicted model, not a curated record
AUGUCUCGCCCAUUAGAGGCAGUCGCUAAGCUCAAAGAUUCUUUUGAAGUGCGGGACUUGGACAGCGUGUCUGAACUAAUGCCGAUAGUUCAGAAUGAAUUGCACAUCUGUGGCGUGAAAGUUGAUUGGGCACAAGCGCAAGUCACCAAAGAAGCGGUAGGUUCUCUUGCAGAUUAUGCUUCGGUGGACCAGUUAAUAUCAAUUUGCGGGCACCUUGCUUCCGACAUGCUUAAACAAGCACAUGCGCAAGUCGAAAGCGGUCUCCACGUGAAGCGGACAGAUACUGGAAUCUUGCUAUCGAUACAUCCUCCGUCUAAGUUGGCAGAAACGCUUCAGUCCAACGUCAUGAGUGAUGAGGCAGUUUGUGAUAUGUCUGAUGUACUCCGAAAAGAUGUGUUUGAGCCGAUACUCCGAACAUCACGUCGUUGGGUUGCGACUCAACUAGAGCAUGGUUUAGAACUCAGCUGCUCGUCGGAUGUAUCGACUACGACACUAGAGCUUGGCGCAUCCGUGCCUGAGCUCGUAGCUAUUCUGUCAAUGAUUAAGGAAACCCUUGGAGCGCAACCGACAGUUUUCUUAAUGCUAUCCAAAUCACUUAUUCCGCCUAUUAUCGAAUUAUUCAAAGCGCAUCUCUUGAGAUGCAAACCGCCGAUUGGAUCGUCGCAGGAUGCGACCAAACUUAAACAACAGAUGGUAUCUUGCACUCUCGAGUUUCAUCACGCACUCGUGCAACUCCAAUACGUGUCUGAUCAAAUGCCUCGCACUAAGCAUCUUCCCUGUAUGCCCGAGCCACUUUCCGAUCUACCCGUGUGGACACGAACAUUUGAUGUUGUAUGUAAGCAACAUUUUCUCGGCUGUCUGAUUGAUCAAGUGCGUGUUUUGGUGCUUCAACGAAACGAUAAAUGCUGGGAUACUGAGACGAAGGUCAUGACAAGCCCCAUCCAUACGCCGCAAGACAAUCCUGACUUGCGAAUUCAGUCUGUCUAUGAGACAGGGCCUUUGGCUCGUUCACUAAGGACAGUUCCACAAGCCGAUGGCCCUCCGGGAUUGGAAUUCGAUUUGAAGCCUGAACUUGUGUCAGUUCCUGAACCGAAACAGGAGGCAGAGCCUCAGACACAGCCCGCCAGUGCAUUUCGUCCAAAGCCAAGCAAGUCGAAAAAGCCGACCUUGGGUGGAGUGAAAAUUGGUGCAAAACUGCCAGUACCCGUUCAGGAAGUGUCGUCGAGCUUGCCACCGCCCAAAGCCCCAACACCACCGCCGAAAGUGCCAACGCCCGAGGCACAAGAUGAUUGGGGGUGGGGGGAUGAAGAGGCGGAUAUGGAUGCAUGGGAUGAGCCCGACAAGUCUCAAGCCGACGACAUGGGCUCAUCGAUACAAGAGACGUCUGAGGAUCCAUGGAACAAGACUGAGCCUCGGAACAAGGACGCUGGCACUCGGGAUUUUGAGCUGGAUGAAACGGAGCAAAUGGGUUCAUCAAGUAAGGACGAGAAUGAGAAUGGGAAUGACAAUGAGAAUGAGAAAAUGGAGCAAAGACGGCCACCAAAACAGUUGAAUGUGGACGCGGUGCCGAAUGAAACUGAAUCAGACGACUGGGACUGGGGUGAGGAUGAAGAUGAAGAUGAGAAUGAAAUCAAAAAAAUGCUCGCUGAGCCGGCAACUCGACUUCCUGCGGCUGUAUCAGACGAUCCAGCGUCCGGAUCCAAUGGGGCAGACUCAGAGAGAGUUGACUCUACGGGUGCUACAUCUUUGGCUUCUGACAAUAAUUUUGGCCCUAAGUCAUCCGCGGCCCAAGUACCCGACUCAAGCGUCCCUUCGAACAUGCAGUUGGAAGAGUCGCUUGAUGCUUGGGAAUGGGACAAUGAUACCGGUAUGGAAGAGACCCCAACCCCCGCCCUGCAAGAUCCAGACACAGCGGUGUCAACGGCACCGAUAGCAUCGGCGGCAUCAGCAUCGCCUUCGAUGACCGCGACGACUGCGGCCAUGAGCAGCACUAUCACUGUUUCGAGACGUGUGCUUGAUAUUUGCCGUGUAUUAGAGAACCAGUGGAAUCACCUCGAUGAAGACGUACCCAUGCGAGCUUCGCUGGCACAUGGCUUUCUCAUGUCCGUCCAGUUGUUUCGCGGCUUGAUGCCGAUUGUACAUGCUAAGGUGCUUCAACAUGUGGCCCUGCUAGGUAUGUUGUAUGUGAAUGAUUGUUCGUAUCUGGCCAGCGAACUUCGUUCAUAUGCAUCCAAAUGCACAAAAUGGGGUGCGUUCCGUUUACCAGGGGGACCCACUUUUGAGGUAUCGCUCGCGAUGGAAGCAGAUUGCCUUUACAACAUAAGCGCUCAGUGGCGUGAAGCAUUGAUGAAUAUUCAGCUCAAUGCACUGCACGAGUCUCUGGACGGAACAGAUAGCUUUGCAAGAACGGAUAUGCCGGAUCAGUACGACGCAUGUGUGCGAUCCAUCGAGCAAAUUGAGCAUAUUCUGACGCACCUGUCUUCAGUGUGGAGCCAAGUUAUGCGAGCCGAUGAGCUAAUGUGGCUGCUGUGCCAGUUAGUGGAUGCCAUAUUUGUGCGGGUUUUACGAGAGAUGGAGGAUCUGCAAGACAUUUCUGAGCAGGAAAGCAACCGACUUGCUGAGCUGUGUCGUAAGCUUAUGGACACGGCGAGCAACGUUCUGCACGGCUCAGAGACAGACGUGCCGACAUACUUCAAAUUUGCGUAUCUGCCUGACAUUCUGCAAGGUUCGCUCGCAGAUAUCGAGUAUUUGCUUUUUGAUAAUGAGAGCGGCAGUGCGCUGGCCGACUACACCCGAGAUGAGAUGAAUCUACUGGUGCGUGCACUCUUUGCCGAUACGCCGCAAAGGCGGCGCUUGCUAGACCGAAUACAACGAUGGACGUGA